CAAAUAGUCUAUGGCUAUGAUUGCAAACAAAGCGACAUCCGACCUCUCGUAUGAGCAGACCGUUAGGCCAAAGGAUCGCAAAAGAAAACGCAGAUGUGAGAUCAAGAACUACGACACCGACGGGGACAAUGAUAUUCCAUACCUCGAGCAGGAAGACAAGGCUCCGGGGACUGGAUCUUCCGAUAUAUCGUGGAGUUGUCCAUUCUGGAAGCGGGACCCUUUUCACCAUAUGGAUUGCAUGUCCUACAAGCUUAGACGAAUUCGAGAUGUCAAGCAGCAUCUCAUGCGCAAACAUUACGAACUCCCGUUUUACUGCCCGAUUUGCCAACACAAGUUUUCCGACAUCAAGGAACGCGAUCAUCACAUCCGACAGCGAACAUGUACGGAAGAUUUGAAAGUGAGAACAGACCUACCAAACACAUCGAUUCCGCCUGAAAAGCAGGAGCUGUUGCGAGCGCGGUUGGGUGGGUCAGACAAGGAGAUAUGGUAUCAGAUUUGGGAUAUCCUUUUUGAAGCCAGGACACCACCGGCGACACCACAUCAGAAGACCGUCAUCGAAGAAGUUGUCGAUGUGUUGCAAGGGUUCUGGAGUGAACACCGAUUGGAAAUCAUUCUUGAUGUCACCCACGGACAGGAUUCAUACGACGAAGACGCCGAUUCUAUCAGAGCGCAGCUCCCAGGCUUGAUGUCAACGGCAUUGUCUAGUCUCGUGAGGAGGGUGAAAGAGGCUGUCCACAAGAUCGACCACUGUGAGCCAACAUCACCAGCAACUGAGAAUUAUGGGACACCGGUUACCAGCACGCCAUCCAACUUUACGUCGACAUUCCCAUCAAAGAGACACGAAAGCUUCAUGAAGAAGAAGGGUCAGAAUGACGCUCAUACGAGGAAGCUGGGGAGGGUGUGCAAGGAGUACAUGAGUAUGCGCAAGGAAAUUUGGCAACCCCUGGCGGCAAGGUGUGAAGAGAAGUGGAAUGUGGUUGAAAUGCAGUGCAUGUCCAACGGCCUCAAGGGCAUUCAAUCCCACGCUCGUGCUUAUACCAAAUUGGUGACGCCAGCCACUAGCAUGAUGGAAACAUCGGUUUGUCAACCUCCCGCAACGCCACCACCACAAAGCUUCGAUAACCCCCAGUUCGAAGGUUUCGAAAACUUCUCGCCAUCCCAAGAGGUCGACGGCGGGUUAAUACAACCCUUUGGCGCAGGUCACGACCCGGGAUUCGAUAUGGGGAGCGAUGGCACAAGUGAUUUUCUCCAGGAUUGGGACUCUUCGAUUAUUUUCUCACUCUUCCCUAGAGGUCAUGGGGCCAGACUCUGGAAUUUUGGGGCCAGUUCGGCCAGUGCUCAUUCCGAAGGAAUGCAGUAUCCGCCACUAUCAAACACCACGACCAGUGAGGGUUCCUUUCUAAAAUGGGAUGGUGGUGACGGCUGA
Podospora pseudocomata is the source of this 1426-nucleotide messenger RNA. RefSeq lists its product as uncharacterized. The transcript is spliced from 2 exons. Bases 11 to 1426 code for a protein of 471 amino acids. Lineage: Eukaryota; Fungi; Ascomycota; Sordariomycetes; Sordariales; Podosporaceae. The record is from RefSeq and is a predicted model, not a curated record.